GUUUCCAUUUGAUAAUUAAAUAAGCAUAAUUGUGCUUUUUAAUCUCCUUUAAACUCAUUUUGUCUUCCCCAAGUAGAAUGGGUUUAUGUUUCUGCUUCCAAAGUGAAAACCACAUUAACAAAUUCCACGCCACAAAAUGAUCUAAAAUCCAACUUUGUCACUAAAAUAAAGGAUUAUUACAGCAAUAUUUGCAUGGUGUUUGCUGCUGCGUUACCUUUGGUGGUCCAGCUGGUCUCCUUCCUGCGUCGGCUCGAGUCGACAGCAGCGGUGAAGCGUGUAUGUUGGCUUCCUUUUACAACAACUUGUCACAUCCGUCACACAUUCAAGACACGCUGGGAACCUCAGCGCGAACCACAAAAUGUUUUUCAUUUCAAGUGGACACACAAAACAAAGGCAAAGAUGCAUUAAAUGACACUUAGUUGUAGUUACUGCAUUGUCUACAGCUUAAGUCCACAAGUGGUAAAGUCGAUUGUUAAUUGGUCAAGUUGAUUGAACGUGACUUGGGAUAUGAACUCGCCUGUUUAUAUCGCACAGUGCACGUCAGAGCACAAAUCAAGCACAAAUUCAAUGGAAUUCUCUGAACACCUCGAAAACGGAAUUUUAUUAUUAUUACUGUGUGUGGCAAAACGGCACAGAUGUCAGCAGAGCAUUAUUUAGUUUGACCAAAUUUGGAAACAUUCUGGGGAAAAAAAAACUUGUCCUAUGUUUUCAUUAUGGGGUGCUGCAUGUAGAAUUUGGAAAAUGAGUCCAUUCCAUUCUGCAACACUGCUGUGAAUAUUGUGUGACCGUAUUUUACGCUGAUAAUGGACGACCCCAUUACAAUUGGAGCUGUGGCCCAUUUUGAGGCCCCAAACGCUUAUUUUAGAAAACCCUGCUUUAAAAUGAAACUUGAUCAAACAUUGAAAUCUUAAGAUCGCUUACAAAUCAUGCAGAAUGCAUUUAGGUUCUCCGUAAGAACGUAUUGAGUUAUAAUACACCAUACUAUUAGGAGUUUCUAAUACUUUUGUCUUUGUGUAACUAUCAACUUUCAGUAUGACGGGGUAGACUUCUACAAUAUAGUAAAUAAACUAGCUGUCUUACUGAGUAUUAAUACAUUUAAACUGAAUUUCUACGUCAUCUUGGACUAGCUAGAUAGCUUGCAAUUCAAUUUAGUACGUUCAGGUAUUUUACAGAACUGUUAACAUUCAAAUCAUUAGCAACGCUACAGGCGAGGGAGUUAGCAGAGGUAAUUUUCCCCAAAUGACUUGCAGAUAUUGUUGCUGGCAUUAAAAUACAGCCAUAAAUGACUCGGUGUAACAUUUUCAAUUCCCUCUUAAUAAAUGUAAUUCUAGAAUUGUUUGCGUCAUAGCUAGCACCAUAGCUAUUACGACUAGAAUAACAAGCGCGGCUGCCCAGACGUGUCUACGUGGCGGCCAUGUUCGGGAGGUCGACGUUCCCGUCAAAGGCAAUGCAUGGACAUUAAAAUUAAGUCGUAACCGUGUUCAUUUCGCCACCGAUUUUCACGAGGUUUACUUUUUUGUCAAAGCUAAAGCGUGUGCUAUCAAGUACAGUACAUAUGUAAAGCAAUAAAAGUACUGUUAUCUAUGAAUGGUCAUUCCCAGUUCCCUUGUUGUGAUUGUAUGGCGUUGUCUGCAUACGGUUGUUCUUUCGUUUUUCGUGCCGUCCACACAGGUCGUGCGCGGAUGACUUUGCCCUUACUAGCUUCGUGUCGCUGGAGGCACGUAGCUCAUAUUCGUGGCUUUGACGCGCUUGACGUGCUGACGUAUAUCAUUGGCGCCGUUGUCGUACAUAGGAGAGAAAACAGCUAAAUGAAAACACCCCCGACCCCCUUAAAGUAGCUGUGGUUUAACAUCUAUUUAAACGGGGCCCGGUUGAAUGACACCGGUUCCGCAUCGUAUGAAACAGUAGUGUGUUAGUGUAGCUUCUAGGUCGACUUGUUAUCAUUAGUAGUAGUAGGAGUGUUGUUGUUGUUGUUGUUGAUGCUCGGCAGCGGAUGCAGCAGAAUGGUGCGAGCAGCUCCAACGGCUCCGAAGGCGGCGGUGGUGGGGAGCGGCAGUCUCCGUCCCGCAGCCCCCUGCUGCCGGCGGCGGCGACGACUCGGGUGAGACGCUUCAUCCAGGAGCGGCGAACGCUGCCGCUGCCCAAAGUUAUGGUGGUGUUCUCGGACGCGGGCGACGCCGAUAAGUCCAGCGAUGCCAUGGCCGCCGCUGCCGCCGACGACGACUCACAGAAGCCGGUGGCGACCGGCGUCAACCGGGGCAAGCCUUCCCGCUGCCCGCUGAACGCCGGGCAGGAGCAGGAGUUUCCCGAGGUGAUCUCGCUGAAUGUGGGGGGCUCCCACUUCACCACCCGCCUGUCCACCCUGCGCCGCUACGAGGACACCAUGCUGUCUGCCAUGUUCAGCGGGCGCCACCACAUCCCGCGCGACGCAGACGGCCGCUUCUUCAUCGACCGGGACGGUGCCUACUUUGGGGACAUCCUGAACUUCUUGCGCGAGGGCGAGCUGCCCCACCGUGAGCGAGUGAGGGCGGUGCACCGCGAGGCGCAGUACUACUCCAUCGCACCCCUGCUGGAGCGCCUGGAGGACACGCAGCCGCUCACCGGAGAGAAAGUGCGACAGGCCUUCCUCGACCUGCUGCCCUACUACAAAGACAAUCUGGAGCGCAUCGUGGAGAUCGCCAAGCUGCGCGCCACGCAGAAGAAGGCGCGCUUCGCCAAGCUGAAGGUGUGCGUGUACAAGGAGGAGAUGCCCAUCACGCCGUACGAGCGCCCGCUCUUCAACUCGCUGCGCUUCGAGCGCGCCGACGGCAGCGGCGGCGGCGAGGCCAAGCUCUUCGAGCACCACUGCGAGGUGGACGUCUCGUUCGGGCCGUGGGAGGCGGUGGCCGACGUCUACGACCUGCUGCACUGCAUCGUGGGCGACCUGUCCGAGCGCGGCGUCUCGGCCGAGCAGCAGUGCAUCGGCGUGUGCGACAAGCACCUCAUCAACCACUACUACUGCAAGAGGCCCAUCUACGAGUUCAAGAUCACGUGGUGGUGAAGGCGGACUUUGAAGUGGACUUCAACGCGGCGCACUUUGGAGUUUUGUUUCCAAAUUGCCUCUUUUGUUGUGUGCUUUUUCACUAACGGCGACUUACAUUUCAGAGCACGUAAUUGGAGUUAGAAUGGAACUUCAAAGCCAAAUAAUGCCAUGGCUUCAACUUUUCGUUGACAUGAAUGCGAUAUUCGCUGAGAUCAGGGUACACACAUACUGAUAAUCGGGCCCAGCAUUUCAGCAUUGAUCAUUUCUCCACUCUUCUGAUCAAAGUCAGCAAAGGUGAGAAUGUCGGAUGGGUCUGAAAGAUUAUCCUGAGGGAUGGUGUAGGGUGUGUUGAGAGAGAUUUUUUUUCCCACACCCUGACAAAGCCAGAAAAGGCCCAAUUGUCAGCUGUCACUAAAAGAUUAUCCUGAGCAGUGGCUCAUUUGCAUGAGACCAGACCGCCCCCUCAAAACAGGCUAAUGUCAGCGAGAUUACAAAAACAAGUGUACCGUAAUGCCUUGAUUCUUAGGGCACUUCAAAGCGUGAUUUGGGAUUAGUUUUAAAUUGUGCAAAAAGAAAAUGCAUACGUCUCCUAAGACUAAAUCUGCUUAGGUAUGUCCAUGGCAACAUUUUCAACAUGUUCCCAUAUAUUAUAUAUAUAUAUAUAUAAAAAAUUAUCACCAUUUCUGGACUUGAUGAAUUGAAAUUUCAGCACUGCCCCCUGAGAAGGUUUCCGGUGGUACUCCGACAAUUAGUCCAUGACUAAUCUUCCAAUAGAGGGAAAUACAACGUGGGCAAUACUCUCGCAUUCCUGGAGUAAGUAUGUAUGGGCAUUUGAAUACGGUACAUAUUUAAUUGUGCAACAAUUGAUUCUGUUCUACAUGAUUUUCAGUGUGAUCGGACGUGGUCACUCGGAAUGUUCUAAACUCCUGUUUCCGCACCAGCUUGUGCAUUGGCACAUUGGUCCGUAUGCAUAUAACUCAAUUUACCAUCAUGAACUUCUUUAAACAGCAAACUUGCCUCGAUUGAUUCCAGAUACGAUUAAUCAACCAUGGAUUUAACAUUGACGAUGAAUGAGCGCAUUGUUAUGCCAUCCCUGCUACUACAACUUCACUCUUCUUAUUUAAAGUAUUCCUCUCUGCAUUCCACUCUUUUUUUAAAUUUAUAACAUAGUACAUGCAAAAGUUGUGAAGUAGGGCUAAUGCUAACGGGCUUCAGCGUCCUCGUACUUGAUGACGUCUGAGCACCUUGUGAUUGUAGCCGAGAUAGACGUCGUAUAUCUUUUGUACCUCAAUGCUAUGAAGUAUUAAUGUUCACUUUUUUUUUUUAUUGUCAUGGUCAUAGCAAUACUUGUGUUCUUAAUUAUACUGUUUCACCUUAUUACCGAAAAUAUCUGUUGGCUUCUAGGAAGCUGUAGUCCUCAAGUUUUAUUUUUAUUUUUUUGUUGCUUUGUAUUGUACUAUUUUAUGACUGACACAAAUUAUACUAAAAUAUAUAUAUAAGAAUCA
Messenger RNA from Phycodurus eques (leafy seadragon), 4527 nucleotides. It is a transcript of the gene kctd7, whose product is annotated as potassium channel tetramerization domain containing 7. Gene Ontology annotation, biological process: protein homooligomerization. Gene Ontology annotation, molecular function: protein binding. The transcript is spliced from 4 exons. The coding region runs from base 1994 to 3040 and encodes 348 amino acids. The record is from RefSeq and is a predicted model, not a curated record. Lineage: Eukaryota; Metazoa; Chordata; Actinopteri; Syngnathiformes; Syngnathidae.